Messenger RNA from Chenopodium quinoa (quinoa), 1560 nucleotides. RefSeq names its product proline-rich protein PRCC-like. The record is from RefSeq and is a predicted model, not a curated record. The transcript is spliced from 2 exons. Lineage: Eukaryota; Viridiplantae; Streptophyta; Magnoliopsida; Caryophyllales; Amaranthaceae. Gene Ontology annotation, cellular component: nucleus. The coding region runs from base 147 to 1277 and encodes 376 amino acids.
UCGUUUUCCGUCACCGUAAAUGUGCAAUUUUACACUCUUGCCGUUCUACAAAUCCCUUGGACCUUGGAGAAGGGCAGUUAAGUACAACAACGUUUUAGAGGGACUCAAAUCAAAAAUUUUGCACUCACCUCACAUUCUUAGCUUCAAUGGAUUCCUUGUUCGCAACCUAUGCUUCUUCAGACGAAGAAGAAGACCAACAAAAACCACAACCUUCUUCAAAACCUUCUCUUUCUCUCUUCUCUUCUCUUCCCAAACCCCAAUCUUCUGCAUCAUCAUCUUCUUCUUCUCUCUCUACUCCCAAAUCUUCCUCUCAAAUCGAAAAACAAGCCCCAAAUCAAGAAUCUUCAACCCUACCUCCAAAAUCUUCUGCUCUAUUCUCUUUCCUCCCACCUCCAAAAUCUGAAACAACCCCUAAUUUACCCCUUCCUACCCCUAAUAAUCCCAAAAGGGUUGUUCAAUUUCGACCUCCUGUUCCAAACCCACCUUCCAAUUUCGAUGAUGAUGAUGAUGAGGAUAAAGAAGAUGAAGAGGAAAGAGAGAGAAAGAAGCAAAGACAAUUGGGUCAAGAUGUUUCCGUUAAAUCCUUCCUUACAAGUAUGCCAACCCCUAAAAAUUCUGGGCAAAACUCGCUUGGUGCGCUGCCCGCUUCGUUGGGGUCGGGUCGUCGGUCUAUUGUCGAAACCGAGGGACCGACAUCGGUCCCGGGGAGUUCGGAGGUUAAUGGGGUGAAUUCUGAAGUGGGUUUUGAUCCUAAUGUUGGUAGUAAUCAGCAGAAUUUGGUGGGGGAGUCUUAUAAUUAUAGUUAUGAAGUGGGCGUUGCAGGGGAUCAAAGUCAAGGGUAUGCUAAUUAUGAUGCUUAUGGAGGUAGUUCAAGUGAUUAUAAUAGUGGUUAUCAGGGUUAUGAUAGCAGUAAUUGGUAUAAUGGUGCCUCAGCUGAGGAGAUGGCUUCGACAAUGCCGGUCAGUGGGGUUGAUAGCUUUGCUAGUUUGGGUGGGAGGAGAAGAAAGGAUCAACCACCAGCUGAAAUUAUUGAGGUGAAGCAGGAUGAAUUGAUGAAGAACCGCCCAACUGAGGAUAAAUCUAAGCUUACUGGAAUACCAUUUGGACCUUCUUAUCAGCCGGCUUCAACUAAGGGGAAACCAUCUAAGCAGCACAAACGAAAGCAUCAAAUUAGUGCUUUGUACUUUGAUAUGAAGCAAAAGGAAAUGGAACUUUCAGAACGGCGUGCUAAAGGGUUUCUCACUAAAGCGGAAACACAAGCAAAAUAUGGAUGGUGAAAUGGUCUUCUAGUAAGCUUGUAACUACCCUACCCGGUCAUGUUUAUCCUGGCGAUUAUACCAUAUUGUUCUUUUGUAAUUGCAAGUGCAUAUUGUGAAAGUUGAAAUCUUGAGAAGUAAAAUUUGAGCUUUCUGAUGACAUGAGAUCUUUCCAAUCUUGGGGACAUAUUACGAGUAUGUUCAGUUCCCAUACUGUAACAAUUCUUUACUGUGUACGUGCCUUUCAAAUUAUUUAUAUGAAGUUGUUAGGAAGCGGAACAUAUGGAGUUCCACUUUGAAUUCA